AUGGGCAGAAGUUGUGAUUUUCUCUUUGCUCUUGCAAUUCUCAUGUUGCUUCAUCACCAUACUUCACUUGCUACGGUUCCCACUAUUAGCACUGAUGAAGCUGCUCUUCUUGUACUGAAAUCUCACAUUUCUUCUGAUCCUAACAACAUCUUAGCAAGAAAUUGGUCUUCUUCGGCCCAAUGCAGCUGGAUUGGAAUCACUUGCAACUCUCGCCGCAAUCGAGUCACUGCUUUAGACAUUUCUAGCAUGCAACUUCAUGGUACCAUUCCUCCACACCUUGGAAACCUCUCAUUUCUUGUUUCCCUCAACAUCAACAACAACACUUUUCGUGGAGAUUUGCUAGAAGAGUUGGCUCAUUUACAAAGGUUGAAGUCGAUUGAUGUCACAGGAAAUAACUUCACCGGAGCCAUUCUAUUAUCUUUAAGUUUGUUACCCAACUUUCGAUGA
This is a messenger RNA of Lycium ferocissimum, 447 nucleotides long. RefSeq names its product probable LRR receptor-like serine/threonine-protein kinase At3g47570. The coding region runs from base 1 to 447 and encodes 148 amino acids. The transcript has a single exon. The record is from RefSeq and is a predicted model, not a curated record. NCBI's taxonomy places the organism in Eukaryota, Viridiplantae, Streptophyta, Magnoliopsida, Solanales, Solanaceae.